This is a messenger RNA of Schistocerca gregaria, 9330 nucleotides long. RefSeq lists its product as uncharacterized. NCBI's taxonomy places the organism in Eukaryota, Metazoa, Arthropoda, Insecta, Orthoptera, Acrididae. The coding region runs from base 78 to 4850 and encodes 1590 amino acids. The record is from RefSeq and is a predicted model, not a curated record. Gene Ontology annotation, cellular component: extracellular region. Gene Ontology annotation, molecular function: peptidase inhibitor activity. The transcript has 28 exons.
UCUGCGGCGCCGGCGUGCCGAGCGGACGACGUGGAGUCUGCGCCUGCGAGGCCCAGCUGCGACCAGCGCACGCCGCGAUGCGCGCCCCGCCGCUGCCGCCCCCGCCGCUGCUGCUGCUGCUCCUGCUGCUGCUGCUGGCGCGCUGCUGCGUCCUCUCCGAGAGCCGGCACCCGCGGCGCGCGCGCCCGGAGGACCUGGCGGACUCGUCGGCGUCCAGCGAGGAGGUGGACGACGACGGCCGCGUCUACAAGAACCCCCGCAACUCGCCGUCGCCCGUCUGCCCGCGCGACGAGGAGCGCGCCACGCUGCUGGGCCAGAAAUGCCUCCGCAAGUGCAGCACGGACGAGGACUGCAAGAGCAAGAAGAAAAAGUGUCUCUGUGACGGCGCAUGCGGACUCAGCUGCAUCAAGCCUGAGCGCGAGUGCGAGGAGCUGCUGGAGCCCGACCUGGGUACGGUGACGCUGACGGGGCGGCUGUUCGGCGACCGCGCCACCUACUCCUGCCAGCUGGGCUACCACGUGGUGGGACUGCGAGAGCGCACCUGCCAGGCUGAUGGCACGUGGUCCGGCGACGCGCCCGCCUGCAAGCAGAACGUGUACUGCACGUCGCCGCCGGUGCUGGAGCACGCCCGCCACAGCGCGCUGCCCGAGCAGCAGACGUUUGCACUCGACUCGACGCUGCAGUACCAGUGCGUGGCCGGCUACAUCACGCGGGGAUUCCCCCGCGCCAAGUGCCUCGCCAUCGACGGCAGCGCCUCCUGGUUCGGGCCCGACAUCAGCUGCGACCCGCGCUCCUGCGGCCCGCCAGCGGACACGCAGCACGGCUGGCACGCCGGCGAGUGCUACACGUUCGGCUGCCGCGUCACCUACCACUGCGCAGAGGGCUUCGAGCUGGUCGGCCGCCCGGACCGCUUCUGCCAGGCUGACGGCACCUGGAGCCCGCGGGAGCUGCCCGCCUGCGUGCCCGUGCAGUGCCCUCCGCCUGACAACCCUGGCAACGGGAAGGCGAUCUACACAUCCUGCUCCUACAAUUCGGUUGUGACGUACGAGUGCAAGGAUGGAUACACACUUGUAGGGGAGCCAACACGUAGGUGUGGAGCUGACAAGAAGUGGACUGGGGAGCAGCCAGAGUGCAAAGAAAUAAACUGUGGCCAUCCGGGCAUCCUGUACAAUGGAUGGCUUGAGAAUAUCGAGGCUGGUACUGGUCUUGGUGCAAGUAUUAUCUUCAGGUGCCAUGAUGGCAUGAAGCUGGAGGGAAACACCUCAACUGUGUGCCAGAUUGAUGGUCGGUGGCGAUAUCCUUUGCCAAAAUGUCUAGCUCCAUGUGUUGUACCAAGUGUGAGACAGGGUAGGAUUCAGUUGUGGGUAGGAAAUGAAACAACAGAUGAGCUGCCACUGGUAGUCCAACAUGGGGAACGGUUGUUUGUAAAGUGUGAUCCAAUGUAUGAGUUUCCAGCAAAUCGAACACCUAUUUGCAACAAUGGUACAUGGACUGUUAUGCCUCGAUGUGGACCAGCUCGCUGCAAGCGUAUGCCCAGAGCUCCCAGGAAUGGCUUGGUCAUUGCUCCCAAAACAGAACAUGGUAUGCUCGCUCGUUUUAAGUGUAGGGAUGGUUUCACACUUCGUGGAGGGAAUGUGACUGAGUGCCGUUACGGAAACUGGACUGGCGAAUUACCAUAUUGUCAGGAAGUGUACUGCCCAUUUCCUGGGUACAUUGAAAAUGGCAGAGUCAUGUUGGUUGGGAACAUGGGAGUGUAUGAUUACCGCCCAUAUGUACGCAAGGUCACCAACAAUAAGCAGAUCAUUUAUGAAUGUGAACGUGGCUAUGUUCUUGGAGAUGGGCCACCUGGAGCCACAUGUAUUGGUGGACGAUGGAGUCCUAAGGAGCUUCCUCGGUGUAUUAAAGGACUGCAUCCAAGACUUAGAUGGAGUCGGUCAGUACAGGAACAGAGGCAGGCAGUUUUUUUGAGUCCAAAAUUUGCAGAACGUAUCAGACGGUUUGAACGUGAUUUAUUGGUGAAAUCAUCACGUGCAUCUUAUUUAGGAAAGAAACACGCUAUUGAAAUCGCAACAGUACAGCACUCUUCAUUGCCAGGUUAUACCAUGAUUAACGUGUCAUCAGAAAUGGAUCAGCAACAGCCCCAAAUCCCUCGAGGAAGGAUUUUUGGUGGGCAGCACAAACCAGUUGUUAUUCAUGAAGCUGGCCAAAGAAAAAGCUUUCACCCGGAAGUAAGAUACCAGAAGACAUCAUUCAGAUUCAAUUCACCCAUGUACAAAGAUCCUGAUAAUGAUGCUAUUGGGUGGAUAAUACAUCAUAAGGGUCAUAAUAUCCAACAAAAUAAGAAGAGUGAAAAGUAUCUAACUGACUCACAAAACAUUAUGGAUGAUUAUUCUGCUGCUGGAAGGUCAGGUCUAAAAUCAGUGGCUGAAUAUAGUGAAACAUUGAAAAGAGCAGAUAAAGAACACACACUAAGAAGAUUAAAACGUGCUCUGCUGAAAGGACACCAAUCAAAACAGGGACUUCAACUGAUGACGAAAAAUAAAAACACCAGUCCUCGAAUUAAAAAGAAAGGCCGCCCCCGAACAAGGGAUAGAGUCAAGGGCACAAAAGCUGGUCCCUGUGAGCCUUUAUCUAGUGAGCCCUUUGUGAAGAUUGAAAUUCUGAAGAAUGGCCGUGAUCCCAUUCACAAUUACUCAACUGGGACUGUGGCACGUGUUACAUGUGAUCAAGGUUAUGGUCCGACACUCAGCAACAACACUGCUAAAUGUGCACGAGGCCGCUGGAGACCUGGAAAACCUGACUGCAUUGCUUUACCAUGUCACAUUCCCAAAAUGGAACACGGACUGUUUCGUUUAGCACCAGCUGAUGGCAAGCCAGGUGUAAUGUUAAAUGCAAGUGCAGAUGUACCCCAUGGUAAAGUUGUAGACUUUGGUUGCAUUAUUGGUUACAAUAUAAAAGGACCAAACAAUAUGCAGUGUUGGCAUGGGGAGUGGUCUUCGUCACAGGAGCCAGAGUGCACGCCAGCACCAUGUGAGCUACCAAUGAUUACAAAUGGUCAGUAUCUUUCUGGAUAUCGUGCUGGUCUCACAAUAGCUCAUGGAGCAUCAGUAAACUUCCAAUGUGACAGUGACUACAGCAAAUCAACUGCACAGCCUGUUGAAUGUUCGCUUGGAAUGUUGAAGCCAAGAACUCCAGCAUGCCGACACUUAGCACCAAACUACAGAUACGGUAAUAUGACAGGAAAACUUUCAGAAGUGGAUUUGCAGUUCAAAGGAGGUAGUGAUAUCACCAAGGGUGGUGAUAUAAGUGUAGUAGAUUUCCCAGAGGGCUAUAGAAGAGGGUGUGGUCCCCCAGCGCGUGUCCAGGGUUCUCUAGUCUACCGUGAUGGGGAGCCAAUUGAUGACUCCGAUAAGAGCUGGGAACCAUCCAAUUUUCCAGAUGGAACAGAAGUGACAUUCAAUUGCAUAGCAAGUAUAAUGGGGGAGAAGACAACAUGGCGUAUUGUUUGUGAAGACGGUAGUUGGGUGGGCAGAUCCCUUAAUUGUGAAGGUGAUGAAGCUCAGGAUGGUCAUACUGAAAUGAAAAAUAGUACAUGCAUCUACCGCAACACAGAGCCAAAUCUUGUGUCUUUCUACAAUGACCAACACAUAACUGAAGAAGUUGUAGAAUUUCCUCCUGGAUCUGUCCUGGUAUCUCGCUGUGUUGACAUUGGAAAAUACGCCAUGAUUGGUUCAAGUCACAGGCGUUGUAUUGGUGGAGAAUGGGAUGGACAGAAACCUGUGUGUUUUGGACUAAAUCAACAGAAUGACUAUGCUUUGGAGAAACCCCCAACAAUACUUUUUCGUCAUCAGUUAGGCCCUAUUGCACAGAGCAAUGACGGACGGCUAAUAGUAUACCCUGGAACAAUAUUGCACAUGGAAUGCCUCUGGAUACGUCGAUUUGGAACUCCUAAGUGGGUUAUUAGUCACAAUUAUAGAAAGUAUCCAGAAGGAUGGACGACAGAUCCAGGAAGAGACUCACAAUUGGAAUAUCGCCUAAGUAUUUAUCAUGCCAGUCGUGAUGAUUCUGGAGUUUUCACAUGUGUAACUCCAACUCGUCACACUCACGCAGUUGAAAUUGUUGUCAAAGCUGUUCACUGUCCUCCUAUUCCAUCACGUAGAGGCUUGAAUGUGAACACACUUAAUACCAAGAUGAAUACAAAGAUUUUGCUUUCUUGUGCAAAUGGAAAUUCACUCAUUGGAGCACCAGAGAUUACAUGUCUUCCAUCUGGAAAUUGGAGUGCACCAAUACCCAUCUGUGAAAGUAUAGAGUGCGCGGAUCUGGUAAAUCUGACAGAUCCUCAUUUACGAGUGUCAAUUCUGAGCAGAGAAGUUGGGGGCCGAGCAGUGUUCAGCUGUGCACAGGGCUAUGGACUGAGGGGUCCUCAUGAAGCUGUCUGCUUGCCCAGUGGUGACUGGACAACCCCAAUGCCAACAUGUCAAGAGGUACAAUGUGAUACACCACCAACACCAGAAAAUGGAUAUAUUCAAGGAUCUGGCCCUUAUAAGGCAGGUGAUGUUGUGCAGUUCAAUUGCAAUCCUGAAUUUAUGAUGGAAGGGCAGCCUAUAAUUGCCUGUCAAGAAAAUGGUCGGUGGUCUGGUUCAGUUCCAAAGUGUGUCCAAGCCUGUUCUUACCCAGGGACAACAAUUAGUGGAAGAAUGUCAGCUGUUAAGUUCUACUACAAAAUUGGAGAGACAAUUACAUUCACUUGUGAUGCAGAUUUAGAGCUCCGUGGAGCACCUAUGCUACGAUGUCUACGAAAUGGCAAGUGGUCCAAUGCUAUACCAACAUGUGUUUCGAAGACAAGUUAAUUUACUGUGAAUGUAGAUUAUACGAAUAUGAAAUACUAUAAGUUUUGAUAAAGAUGUAGAAGAACAAAAAUUCUUUCUGUUGUUGACAUUUUUGAUCAGCAAUGGUCAACACAGUGGGACAUCUAUAAAUUAUGAAUAUAUUUUCAUGGUGAUCAAUAAAGAAGAAAUUUGUUUAGAAUUUAUGCAUUGUUGGAAAAUGUUGAACAUUGUAAAGAGAAUGAGAAAACAAAAGUAGUAAUUAAGUAGACAGGAGGCCUUAAAUUGUGUUCUUUCAUACCCUUAUCUGCUUAGCUUAUAGAAGUAAAACAUUUUUUUACACAUGCAAGUAAUGUUAUUACUUUAAAAAGUAUAUGUAAUGUUUAUAGAAGACUAAUGAACCAGUUAUUUCAAGUGUGAGAUAGCUUGAAUGUUAUUUUUGUAAAAUUAUUAUUGAAAAUGGAAUGAAUAUGGCUGGCUUCUAAACUGACUUUCUCUUUGACCAAUACUAGCAAAAUUGGAAUUUUGACACACACACAAACACUCUCUCUCUCUCUCUCUCUCUCUCUCUCUCUCUCACACACACACACACACACACACACACACACACACACACACACACACACACACAGUUGGAAUUAAAACCACAGAACAUAUUGACAGAAUUAUUUUCCACUUUUCUUACCUCACAUUAGUACAGAGUAAACUAUAUAAUGUGAGCAUUCUACUCACAAAUAUUUGACAUAUUCCUCCUGUAUGUCUUCUAUCUUCCACUUAAGUGGAAUCAUUUCUACAGAACUUAAUGUAGCUUUCAAGCUACUGGCUGGAAUCUUUUUCUUGUAUUAUUACACUACUGUGGCAUAAUCUUGAAACCCAUCUGCAGUUAAAAAAUAUAUGGGAGUGCAAACACAUAUUUGUGAAGCUAUUUGUUUGCUAGUUUUGCAUACGUUUAGAAGACCAGACAUAUAUAUAAAAAUAAUGUAGAUCAUAAGACAGCCAAAAAUAAAUUUGUAUUUUUGUUUUUGGAAAUGUUUUUAUUGUGUAGUCUAAUGAAAUGUAUUCUAAUUUAUAUGCUAAGUUUUAUAAGAGCUUUGUAAAAUUCUUUGGAUAUUUGAGUACUAUUGGCCUACAAAAUAAUGCUAAUUUAUAGUGAAAGUGUUUAAAAUUUUAUGAAGAGAGUUAUGCAUAAAAUGUGAAGUGCCAAAACAGUUAUGUGCCAGAAAUUUUAUGUCCUACUAGUAUUUAUGAUAUUCAUUACAAUAAAUGGGUUAUUUGACAAUAAUUAGUUAUACUUCUCGUAUCUAAGAUAGCAGGAUAGGGAAAACUCAAUGAAUUAUGUAUGCAAAAGUGAAUGUUAUGUGAAAAAAAUGAAACACAGGCUGAAUGUUUGCACUACAUUCAUCACAUAACUGAUUUUGUAUUUUUUUGUUACUUUUUCUAUUGCUCAGCUGUUCACUGUAAUUCACCUUAAUACUUGCAUACAAUCUCAUAAAAUGGAUAUCAUUCACGAAUUGAAAUAACAUAGCUCUUCAUCAACACUGAAAUGCAUACACAAUCUAGUGCUAUGCUAGGAACUUUUGUUAAACAACCAAGACAAGAAACAAAGUGUGACAGUAUGUAGUGACUCAAAUUCACCAAAAUAAAAAUCUCAGUAGCUGCUAAGAACAGUAAUCUUGCUGCCUUGAUUUAACUAACAAAGGCGCCAAGACAAAAGCAACUUCCACUGAUAUCACUGUCUAAAUUUUUCUUAAUUAUUUCUAAAAGUGUAUUUCCUGCCUGCAUAUGUUUCUUCUGGCUCCUACUAUGGAGUUAGGACACACAGUGGUAAGGCAUUGGACUCAUUUAAAGGACACAGUUUCAAAUCCCUGUCCAUUGAUCCAGAUUUAGAUUUUUCAUAUUUUCUCUAAAUUUCUUAUGGCAAAUACUGGGAUAGUUAUGACAGGACAUACCUUACUUUCUUCCCCACCAAACACCAAACUGAGCUUAAGCUUCAUCUCUAGUGACCAUGUUGUUAACAGGGUGUUAAAUCUUAAUUUUGCUUCCUUGUCCCUCAUAAUCAGGGGCACUGUUUACAGUACAAAAACACAGUAGGUAUAAACUGAAACAGUCUUAACUUGCAAAUAAAUAACAUAAUACAUAAUUCAAUGUAAUUAAAGACACAUGUAGCUAUUUUUGGUCCAGAGUGGAAAGCAAUACAAAGCAUCAAGUAUUCUAUAGCUUGCAAAAACAGAAGCCUGCUUCUGCUAGAGAUAAAUAGAGGAAGUGUGGUGUUGAGAUGCUAAAGAUAAUGUUAAUGACAACAGAAAUUUAGUAAGAUCCACCUUCAUCCACAUUGUACACAUCACCAUUUCUUUACUGUGUAUCAAAAAAUAGAAUAAAGAACCUGUCUUUGUAACACUGUAAUACUUUAGAAUCUCUUCUUUAACACUAAUCAAUUCAUGAAGAAAGUCUUGGUUAUAAUUGUUUUUACCAUUUUGUCUUCAUAAUGGUGAGACUAAAAUUAAUAACUACAUUUCGUAACUUAAUCUCUUUUUCAGGAAAUAGUGAGAUUACACAGCAUAUUUCUUUUUUAAGUAGUUGCUUCAUAAUAACUGGACAUCUCAGUUGUGUCAUAUUUUUUUGGAAAUGGGACCAGAAUUUCUCACAACAAUAUUAUUUUAUAAAAUGUUCUCAGUCUUCUUGCCAUGUAAAAUUACAGUAAUUUUAAUGUUGUUUUGCAUGUAGUGUACACUGCAUAUUUGCACAUACACUACAACAAUACUUCUGUUAACAGUCCAGGAAUCUCCAAGAGCAGUUAUUGUAACCCUUCUUUUCAUUUCAUAAAGAUAUCACAAUAAUAUAAUACCUAUCAUAGCAUUAUUUAUACAACGUUGCAAAAACUGUGCUUCUUUGACAGUAUAUGCAAGUUAUGUUUCAUUAUCAAGAGUAGUUUUUCUCUUGUGUGUACUAUAAUGUCUAAAGCACCCAUGUGGAAGAGAUAUUUCACAACCGGAACAGUUCAAAAUUGUGUUUUCUUUAUCACCUGGUACCAAUUUCACUGAGAAUGGUUACAUAUCACAUCAAAACAAAUUAAUCCAUAAACUGAAAAAAAAAACAUUUAUAUCCUCAAGGUGUUGAUUCUUAUUGCGAAUACUCCAAGUGUUGUGUGUUACAAAGGCUCUCAGCAACUCUCACAUUUGCUGUAAGACACACGUUUCUUGUGCAGUACUCCAAAAGAUAUUUGUGAAAUUUUGUAUGCUCAUCAAAUAAAUAACUGCAUGUGAAACAGAGAGAUGAAUUAUCUGCUGUGGACAUGCAGUCUUUUGUGUCUUGCUUGUUUUUUGUGAGGAUGACAUUUCCUUGUAGCAAAGUAGGCUAUUAUCUUUGAGGAAUCAAAAAUUAUUAUGAAAUGCUUAAAAUGUGACAAGAGAAGCAAUUUUGAAAUGAAAUUCAUAAGAAAAGACAACUAAACAAAGUUUCGCGUUGUAUUCAUGUGAUAAAAUAUGUAGAAAUGGGAAAAAAUUGUAUUUGAGGAGGCACAAUUCAAAUUUGAUAGGAAAUAGAUUAUUUACAGGAGAGUCUGAUAUUAAAAUAGUUCAUGAAAAUAUUGCAGACAUGUCUUUUACUAUUUUGCUUCUAUAUAAUGAUCAUAAUGGAUUUUAAGCUCUGUCCCUGUGCUUGGAGACAUGAAUAAUUAAUUGAAUCUGAGCUUUUGCAGUACAUAAUAAAGGUUUUUACCGAAACUUUGUGCUAUAGCAAUAUGAUUGAGGUUGUUAAUUUUAUGUGAUGCUAAAGUCAAUGAAUGCAUUUUAAAACUGUAGGGCAUGUUCUUACAGGAAGUAUUUAUUUUUGGAAAUUUCUGAUGACCACUCGCGUCAAAGUCGAAUUGGUCAAUUCAUAAAUAUACAAAUCUUAUCCCUGUAUUCCAUCAUUUUCAUACUUUAAUAUGAAUAAUGAAAAUUAACCAUCAUUAAGUUCUAGUAAUUGUGAUUCACUCUUUGCUCUGAUAUCACCUUGAAUGUAAAUGGUCUUGUUUAAAUAACAUGAUGGACGAUUAUCCCUAGAAUCACAUAUGCAGUUUAAUAUUUUAUUGAUUAGAUUCAAAUGUGCUAAAUUCUAGAUAUUAUGUUAGUUAUGUAACAUAUCAGCAAUUAAUCCUUUAAUGAUAUUAAGAUUUGAAGUGUGAAGAUUAUCUGAAAUGAAAACACCAAUUACACUUUACAAUAGAGAUAGUUUGAGAUUGUAUGUUACUAAUGGUAUUCGGGUGAUGAUACAUAUUUCUGUACUUUCUGAAGAUUCAUACCUCUUUCUUCAAACUACAUUGUUUCUGAUAGAUCAAAUUAGCAGUGGAAUAUCUUUUAAAAGUAAUGAAUAAGGCAUAUUCAUUGUGAUAGUAUGGAAACAAACUGAUAGAAUGUGAAUUCUCGCAAGGAAAACAGCUGUGAUCCUAUGUGAAUAGAAAAUAAAUACAGAAAAUUGUAUGCCAACCUUAUUUAUGUGCUCAUACAAAUAGAAGAACCAAAAA